This is a messenger RNA of Anoplophora glabripennis (Asian longhorned beetle), 1265 nucleotides long. Its product is annotated as protein TFG. The record is from RefSeq and is a predicted model, not a curated record. Bases 87 to 1085 code for a protein of 332 amino acids. Gene Ontology annotation, cellular component: endoplasmic reticulum exit site. Gene Ontology annotation, biological process: endoplasmic reticulum to Golgi vesicle-mediated transport; COPII vesicle coat assembly. Gene Ontology annotation, molecular function: identical protein binding. Lineage: Eukaryota; Metazoa; Arthropoda; Insecta; Coleoptera; Cerambycidae. The transcript is spliced from 5 exons.
AUCUUGGUAUCUUAACUUCUUGUUAAUAUUAGUCUUUAAUCUUGUUUUUAAGUCAAUUUUUGUCUUUUAUAAAUUUUUAAUAUUUAAUGAGAAGACAAACUUUUAAUGAAAGUUCUGACAUGGAUAUGAAAAGUGAAUUAGAUCUUAGUGGUAAAUUAAUAAUAAAAGUGCAACUUGGCGAUGAUAUUCGUCGAAUUCCUAUCCACAAUGAAUCAAUUACGUACGACGAACUUGUUUUAAUGAUGCAGAGAGUAUUUAGGGGAAAGUUAACUGCAAAUGAUGAUAUUACAAUUAAAUACAAAGAUGAAGAUGGCGACCUUAUUACAAUAUUUGACAGUUCCGACUUAUCUUUUGCGAUUCAGUGUAGUCGUAUAUUAAAAUUGCAAAUUUUAUUGAAUUCAGAUUUGAAAAAUGAAUGCUUAAGUGUAUUAUCAGAACCUGAAGUUACGAAGCUGAAGAAGCAGCUUAGAAGUAUAAGAGACCAAGUUAACAAGUUAUUAGAUUCAAUUGAUGUGAAUGAAAAUAAACAUUCUUCAAUACAAGAACAGGGCGAACAGGCUCAUGUCGACAACCCUUCAAAUACAUCCUUGAACAAGGUGAAUUCUAGUGAAUUCGAUCCCCUGCAAGAAAAAAAUUUAAAGAAUGGAACAGAAGAUGUUAAAGAGUCCUCCAAACCGCCUACUCCUCAAGUUAACAGUGAUAACUCCACUACUAGGCCACAGUCGGUUUCCAUGACUUCUACCCCAGGGCAGCAAUCCAUAGUAACUUCAGCAGCUAACCCACAUAAUAUGAGUGACUACUUUGGAAGAUCGUCAAGUGCCAACUUCCCCGGCAUACAAUACGGUUCAUUGCCUUAUCAGCAGUAUAAUUUUCAGCAGACUGGACGAUAUGUUCCCCAAGUUAUGGAUAGUUCUCAAAUACCCAGUUCAAAUUCAUAUUCAAAUCAGCCACAAGGGAGUGUGCCAUAUCCACAGCAGCAACAGUAUGUUCCGGGUGUUUAUUCAACUUCGGGCCAAGGAAAUCCAUACUCUAAAGGAUUUACACAACCUUCCCCUCAACAUGGAUUUUUGCCUCCUCGUCAGUAGAAAUAUGUAUUUCUUUUAAUAUGAAUCAUUUAACUAAUUAAGAACUAAGACUUCAGUAGACAUAACAUUAUGGAUACUAUUUUAUUGAUAUUACUUUAUUCAUUUUAUUAAGUAUACUUUGCGUUUUAUUGUCUGCUAUAAAUAAGCUGUAGUUGUUAAGCAAUAAAUAUUUUUAAAAUA